AUAUGUACAUUCAACUUACUUGAUUCGGUACAUUUGAUCGAAAGCGAAAACCUAUAAAUAUUUAACGCUGCAGAGCUAUCGAUUCAGUUUAUAUGAAACCUUUGCAACGCAUGCAUCAUCUAUUUGCAUCGGAAUUGUCUGUCCGAAAAUCUUGAACUGGAAUUGUGUUUUUCUUCUGUGGCAUCGUUUAAUAUGAGGAGGAAUCGGCUAUUUGUGUUUAUGUUUGCCAAUUUUCUAUUGCUUGGUGUGAGUUUAUUGCAAGCAAACGCAUUCAAAGUUUACGAUCAUGAUUUAGAAGUGGCAGCUAGUGACAAAAAAGAAGAAUGGGAGAAAGGUGGCGAAGAGGAUUUUUAUGGCGAGGAAGAUGAGGAAAAGGGAGAAAAAGGCGAAAAAGGAUACGAAAGCAAACAUGGAGACGAAAAAGGGGAAAAAGGCCACCACGACAAAGAAGAACAUGAGGGGGAAUACGAUAAAAAAAAGGGACAUAAGAAAAAAUAUUACGACGACGAAGGUCAUCAUCACAAACACGAAGAGGGGAAAAAAGGAGAAAAAGGCAAAAAAUUCAACGAAGAAGGGAGCUUUAAGAAGGGGCAUAGUGAGAAGGGCCACCAUAUAAUUAAAAAAGGCGAGGAAGAUAAGAAAGAGACGAAGUUCUUUGAUGAAGACGGCGAUGAGGCACAUGAUGAAAAAGAAGGAAAAUUCCACGAGGAAUAUGGAUCCAAGAAGGGAGGUUCACACAAGAAGGGCCACAAGAAAGGCUUUCACGAGGAGAAGAAGGGAGGCAAGAAAGGCGGUGGAAAGAAGGGUCAUCACGAUGAAGAAGAUAAAGGAUGGCAUUCCAAGAAGGGCGAUGAAGGAGAGUACGGUGAAAAGUCAGAGCAUGGAAAGAAAGGAGGAGAUAAAAAAUAUAAAAAGUGGGGUCACAAAAAAGGCAAAUAAAAUGGCAAUCCAUUUCUGCUGUAGCAACA
Molecule: messenger RNA, 968 nt
Organism: Sitodiplosis mosellana (orange wheat blossom midge)
Lineage: Eukaryota; Metazoa; Arthropoda; Insecta; Diptera; Cecidomyiidae
Product: high mobility group nucleosome-binding domain-containing protein 5-like
Exons: 11
Coding region: 193-939 (248 amino acids)
Source: RefSeq, a predicted model, not a curated record